AUGGGCAUCCUACCGAAGAAGAAGCCCAAUGCUGAGGCGACGGUUGUCGCCCAGGAGGAGGCGCCCGAGUUUGAGAGGGUCCAAUGGACGAAGGAUCCCGGGCUUCGGAAGCUCUAUUUCUUCGCCUUUGUUCUUUGCAUUGCCUCUGCCACCACUGGCUACGAUGGCAUGUUCUUCAACAGCGUGCAGAACUUCGAAACAUGGAAAGCGUACUUCCACAACCCUGAGGGCUCCGACCUGGGUCUUCUCGGCGCGCUCUACCAGAUUGGUAGCUUGGUUUCCAUUCCACUGGUUCCCAUCUUGGCUGAUCGCUUCGGCCGUAAGCUUCCGAUUGCCAUCGGCUGUGUCAUCAUGAUUGUCGGCGCUGUCCUGCAGGCCGCCUGCCAGAAUCUCGGCACCUUCAUGGGUGGCCGUGUCAUGCUUGGUUUCGGCAACUCUCUGGCCCAGAUCUGCUCCCCCAUGCUUCUCACCGAGCUGUGCCACCCGCAGCACCGUGGACGCCUCACCACCGUCUACAACUGUCUCUGGAACGUCGGAGCCCUGAUCGUCUCUUGGAUUUCCUUCGGUACCAAUUUCGUCAACAACGAUUGGGCUUGGCGUGUCCCCGCCUUGCUGCAGGCUAUCCCCUCGGUCAUCCAGCUGGCCUUCAUCUUUUGGGUGCCAGAGUCGCCCCGUUACCUGAUGGCCAAGGACAAGCACGACAAGGCGCUCAAGAUCCUCGCCAAGUACCAUGCCAACGGCAAUGCAAACCACCCUACCGUCCAGUUCGAAUUUCGCGAGAUCAAGGAGACGAUCCGGCUCGAAUUCGAGGCCAAGAAGAGCAGCAGCUACCUCGACUUCUUCCGCACCAAGGGUAACCGCUACCGCUUCGCCGUCCUCAUCUCGCUCGGCAUCUUCUCGCAGUGGUCCGGCAACGCCAUCAUCUCCAACUAUGCUAGCAAGCUGUACGACACGGCCGGUGUCACGGAUCCAACCGCGAAGCUCGGUCUCUCGGCCGGCCAAACGGUUCUCUCCCUCAUCGUGUCCAUCACCAUGGCUCUGCUCGUCGACAAGGUCGGCCGCCGGCCCAUGUUCCUUGCCGCGACGGGCGGCAUGUUUGGCACCUUCAUCUUCUGGACGCUUACCUCGGCUCUCUACGACGCGCACGGUCUCGAUGGUGCGCGCUACGCCAUGCUCUUCUUCAUCUGGGUCUUCUCCAUCUUCUACGCGCUGGCGUGGUCUGGCCUGCUCGUCGGCUACGCCAUCGAGAUCCUGCCGUACAAGCUCCGUGCCAAGGGCCUCAUGGUUAUGAACCUGACUGUCCAGGCGGCCCUCACGCUCAACACGUACGCCAACCCGGUCGCUUUCAAGGCCUUCGAGGGCAAGCCCGACGAAGGCAUCCGUGGCAGCACCUGGAAGCUCUACCUCAUCUACACCUGCUGGAUCUUCCUCGAGCUCUGCUUCGUCUACUUCAUGUACAUCGAGACCAAGGGCCCCACGCUCGAGGAGCUCGCCAAGAUCAUCGACGGCGACGAGGCGGCCGUGGCGCAUAUCGACAUCCACCAGGUCGAGAAGGAGGCUGCCAUCAACGAGGAGAAGGUCGCCUAA
Chaetomium strumarium is the source of this 1587-nucleotide messenger RNA. RefSeq names its product sugar transporter. Gene Ontology annotation, molecular function: carbohydrate:proton symporter activity. The transcript has 5 exons. Lineage: Eukaryota; Fungi; Ascomycota; Sordariomycetes; Sordariales; Chaetomiaceae. The record is from RefSeq and is a predicted model, not a curated record. The coding region runs from base 1 to 1587 and encodes 528 amino acids. Gene Ontology annotation, cellular component: membrane. Gene Ontology annotation, biological process: transmembrane transport; carbohydrate transport.